Coregonus clupeaformis (lake whitefish) is the source of this 8359-nucleotide messenger RNA. RefSeq names its product protein TANC2-like. The record is from RefSeq and is a predicted model, not a curated record. NCBI's taxonomy places the organism in Eukaryota, Metazoa, Chordata, Actinopteri, Salmoniformes, Salmonidae. Gene Ontology annotation, biological process: regulation of dendritic spine morphogenesis. Gene Ontology annotation, cellular component: dendritic spine. Bases 193 to 6147 code for a protein of 1984 amino acids. The transcript is spliced from 27 exons. Gene Ontology annotation, molecular function: protein binding.
UUUCUUCCUCAUCAUUGGUGUGCCUCCAUUGCCAUAUCUCUAUGCCACGUCCUUCAAGUAGUUUACCAUGGUACAGGAUUUUACUAGCUUGAGACGCAGACCUUUUCUACUAACUAAGGUGGCAGCUCCACAGAGGGUGACGGCCUGUUUGAGGGCGACUACGGGGUGCCUCCUCUCCCGGUGACCGAGGGCAUGCAGCACAUCCGCAUCAUGGAGGGCGUGUCACGCUCGCUGCCCUCCUCCCCCCUACUCUCCCACCAGGCCCUCAACAUGAGACUGCAGACCACUAAGAGGCUCCCAGGUGAGGAGAGUCAGGAGCUGGGCCCCCCUCCCUCUGUGGACGAGGCAGCCAACACCCUGAUGACGCGCCUGGGCUUCCUACUGGGAGACAAGAUGAACGAGGGACAGCCGGGCUCACAGUAUGACAUGAACGACCACGACGACAACCAGGGCAUGAUGUCAGUGACGCAGCGGAUCAGCCCCUGCUCCAGCCUGGCCAGCAGCACAGCCUCCCCCCCUGCAGGAAGCCCCUGCUCCACGCUGCCCCCCGGAGGGGCCCCCGGGAACCACGCCUCCAGAGACUGUGCCUAUGGCUCCAUCACCAGCCCCACCUCCACCCUGGAGAGCAGGGACAGCGGCAUCAUCGCCACGCUGACCAGCUACUCUGAGAAUGCUGACCGGGGUGGGGGGAAGCACGGGGAGGGCUCGCGGGGUAGCCUGAAGCUGUGGCAGACCCAGAAGUGUUCGGGCACAGACUCGUUCCUGUACCGCGUGGAUGAGAACAUGGCUGCCUCCACCUACAGCUUGAACAAGAUCCCAGAGAGGAGCCUGGAUACGGCCCACUCCUCCCACUCUGCCCACUCCAUUCCCCUCUACCUCAUGCCCCGGCCCAACUCUGUGGCAGCCACGAGUUCGGCCCACCUGGAGGACCUGGCCUAUCUGGAUGAGCAGAGACACACUCCCCUGAGGACCUCCCUCAGGAUGCCCCGGCAGAAUUCUGGGGCCGGGCACUCCGGACACGACCUCAGAGCUUCCGCUUACAGCCAUGCCUGGCAAUCUAACUCACUACGCUUUGCUCCCUACCGCCCCCCGGAUAUCGCCCUCAAGCCCCUCCUCUUCGAGGUGCCCAGCCUGACAGCUGACUCGCUCUUCACCGGGAGAGAGUGGCUCUUCCAGGAAGUGGACGCCCGUCUUCGCGGCGACGACUCGGCAGCCAAUCGAGGUGUGGUUGUCGUGGGCAACGUGGGCUUCGGCAAGACCGCCAUCAUCUCCCGCCUGGUGGCGCUCAGCUGCCACGGCAACCGCAUGAGGCAGAUCGCCUCGGACAGCCCACACGCCUCGCCCAAACAUGGGGAGACCCUGCCCCUCACCCAGCCCCAGCACUCCCAUGGCACCCUGGGGGGCAGCUGCCCUGGCACCCCCGAGAUGAGGCGACGCCAGGAGGAGGCUUUACGGAGGCUCGCCUCACAGGUGGUGGCGUACCACUACUGCCAGGCGGACAACGCCUACACGUGCCUGGUGCCAGAGUUUGUCCACAACGUGGCGGCUCUGCUGUGCCGGACGCCUCAGCUCAUGGCCUACAGGGAGCAGCUGCUGCGGGAGCCCCACCUGCAGACCACCCUCAGUCUGCGCUCCUGUGUCCAGGAUCCCCUCAAUGCCUUCAGGAGGGGCGUGCUGGAGCCCCUCGACAUCCUGCACAGAGAGAGGAAGAUAGCAUGUGAGGAGGACCUGAUCAUCCUGGUAGACGGGCUGAAUGAGGCAGAGUUCCACAAGCCGGACUACGGCGACACCAUCACCUCCUUCCUGUGUAAGACCAUGGAACGCUUCCCUCCCUGGCUCAAACUGGUGGUCACCGUCAGGACCUCCCUACAGGAGAUCACACAUCCCCUCCCGUUCCACCGUAUCUCUCUUGACCGCCUGGAGGAGAAUGAUGCCAUAGACCAGGACCUGCAGGGCUACCUGCUGCAGCGGAUCCAGGGCAGUGCUGAGAUCCAGAGCAACGUGUCUCUCAACGGGCGUCUGGACAACGCAGCCUUCGCCAAGCUGAGCACCCACCUCAAGGCCCUGAGCCGCGGCUCCUACCUCUACCUGAAGCUCACGCUGGACCUCAUCGAGAAGGGCUACCUGGUGCUCAAGAGCUCCAGCUUCAAGGUGGUGCCGGUGAGCCUGGCUGAGGUGUACCUUCUGCAGCUCAACAUGCGUUUCCCCACCCAGUCGUCCUUCGAGCGUGCCCUCCCCCUGCUCAACGUGGCCGUGGCCUCCCUCCACCCUCUCACGGACGAACAGGCGUACGGGGCGGUGAACGCUGGCGCCGUGCGAGGCCCCGCCCUGGACUGGGAGGACUUCCAGGGGAGACUGGAGCUGCUGUCGCCCUUCCUGGUGCGAAGGAGGGACGGAACGCGUAUGUUCACACACCCCUCCUUCAGGGAGUGGCUCAUCUGGAGGGAGGAUGGGGAGAAGACUAAGUUCCUCUGUGACCCGAGGAGUGGCCACACGCUCCUGGCCUUCUGGUUCUCGCGUCAGGAGGGCAAACUGAACCGGCAGCAGACCAUCGAGCUGGGCCACCACAUCCUCAAAGCACACAUCUUCAAGGGCCUGAGUAAGAAGGUUGGGGUCUCCUCGUCUGUCCUGCAGGGGCUGUGGGUCUCUUACAGCACAGAGGGGCUCUCCACUGCUCUGGCCUCACUGAGGAACCUCUACACACCCAACAUCAAGGUGAGCCGUUUGUUGGUCCUGGGCGGAGCCAAUGUUAACUACCGUUCUGAGGUUCUGCACAACGCCCCAGUGCUAUGUGUCCACGCCCACCUGGGUUACGCUGAGACAGCCGGCCUGCUGCUGGAGAACGGAGCGCACGUAGACGGGGAGUCGGACAGCGGCCUCACCCCGCUGGGCUACGCCGCUGCCGCUGGACACCUGCCCAUUGUCACCGCGCUCUGCGCCUGCAAGGCCAAGGUGGACCACCUGGAUAAGAAGGGUCAGUGUGCGCUGGUGCACGCUGCACUGCGAGGACACCUGCAGGUGGUCAAGUUCCUGGUGCAGAGUGACUGGAACCCUGAUGGACAGCCCCAAGGAGCCUUCACCAAGAGUCACGCUGUCCAGCAGGCCCUUAUAGCAGGGGCCAGCAUGGGAUACACAGAGAUCGCCUCUUACCUAUUGGACCUGCCAGAGAAGGACGAGGAGGAGGAGGAGCGAGCACAGAUCAACAACUUUGACACACUCUGGGGAGAGACUGCUCUGACGGCAGCAGCAGGCAGGGGGAAGCUGGAUGUGUGCAGGCUGCUGUUGGAACAAGGGGCAGCGGUGGGACAGCCUAACCGCCGGGGCAUCGUGCCUCUCUUCAGCGCUGUGCGCCAGGGACAUUGGCAGAUAGUGGACCUGCUGUUGAACCAUGGAGCUGACGUCAACAUGGCAGACAAGCAGGGCCGAACGCCCCUCAUGGUGGCCUCCUCAGAGGGCCACCACAGCACAGCAGAGUUCCUACUGGCACAAGGUGCGUCUCUGGCCCUGAUGGACAAGGAGGGUCUGACUGCUCUGAGCUGGGCAUGUCUGAAGGGCCACCUGCCAUUGGUGCGUUGCCUGGUGGAGAGGGGCGCGGCCACCGCCCACGCCGAUAAGAGUGGACGCACCCCCCUGGACCUGGCCGCCUUCUACGGAGACUCAGAAGUGGUGCAGUAUUUGGUGGACCACGGGGCGAUGAUAGAGCAUGUGGACUACAGUGGGAUGCGACCUCUGGACCGGGCCGUGGGCUGCAGGAACACCUCUGUGGUGGUGGCUCUGCUCAAGAAGGGAGCCAAGAUGGGAUAUCAGACUCUUCCCAGUCGACCGCGAGGUCCAGCCACCUGGGCCAUGGCCACCUCCAAACCCGACAUCAUGAUCGUCCUGCUCAGCAAGCUCAUAGAGGAAGGAGAUGGCUUCUACAAGAAAGGUAAAGUGAAGGAGGCUGCCCAGCGGUACCAGUAUGCCUUAAAGAAGUUCCCCCGCGAGGGCUUCAGCGAGGACCUCAAGACCUUCAGAGAACUCAAGGUGUCCCUCCUCCUCAACCUGUCCCGCUGCCGGAGGAAAAUGAACGACUUUGGGAUGGCUGAGGAGUUUGCUACCAAGGCGCUAGAGUUGAAAUCCAAAUCGUACGAGGCCUUUUACGCCAGAGCCCGCGCCAAGCGCAGCAGCAGGCAGUUCCACGCAGCCCUGGAGGACCUGAAUGAGGCCACCCUCCUUUGCCCCAACAACCGGGAGAUCCAGCGCCUGCUGCAGAGGGUGGAAGAGGAGUGUCUUCAGUUCGAGGAGCAACAGGAGCUGGACCCUCCCCCGUCCCCUCCUAGAGAGCAGGCCCCGCCCCCUCCCCAGUCCCUGGAGCCCCGCCUGGAGGACAUGGAGCCAGUGCAGGACCUGUUUGAAGAGGACGAGGACUACCUGGAGCAGGACCUGGAGAGCCUCCCCAUGGGCAUGGCUCCUGAGCCCCGCUCCAGCCCCUCUGGCCUGCCCCUCAUCCAGAGCCUGCCCCCCUCCCCCGGCCACCGCAAUUCUCCCUACCUCUCCGGAGGCCCCUCCAUGGGCCAGGCUUUCGAGCUGCACCCCAGCCCCCAUUCCAAGUCCUCCCCCACGCGCCAUGGCUACCAGUCCACCUCCCCGUCACUUUCCCCGACGCACCAGAGCUCCCACUACCGGCCAAGCCCCCCGCACACCUCCCCAGCCCACCAGGCUUCCUCUACGUCGUACAACUUCAGCCCACCACCUUCGCCUCUUCGCCGGGGGCCCCAGUAUCGCGCCAGCCCCACCUCAGAGAGCGGAGGAGGUCUGUACCGGCCGCAGUCGGCCUCAGCCCGCUACCAGUCUGAGCAGAUACCUGGCCGGCCCAAGUCUCCUCUGUCCAAGAUGAGCAGCCAGCGCUCCUUCCAGCUGCCCUCUCAGCAGCAGCCUCCCCAGCAGGGACAGUGGCUGCAGCCUGCCAAGGCCCAGAUCGUACGCACCAACCAGCCCAGCUCCGCCGUGCACUCGAGUGCUGUGCUGGGCACCAGUGCCUACAGCCAGAUGGCCCACUCCAUGAGCACCCGCCUCCCCCCCGACCUGGUCGAGCUGGGGGACGGGGUGAAUAUAUACCACAGUGCCCUGGAGGGGAGGCCCACGCUGCAGGUGCAGGCCAGCCUCAGUGCAGGAGCACUGUACCAACAUGGUGGCAUCGGUGGGAUCCAGAUGGUCCCCAUGGAGGACGAGCUUCCCCAGCGGCCCUCCUCAGCUUACCGGCCUGGAGGUCCGCGCUACGGCCAGGCCCCCCAGAUCAGCCGCAGCCAGUCGGCAGCGUACUACCCUGUCUCACCUCAGAUGGAGAUGGAGAUAGAGAUGGAGCACCAGGCGGCACUGGGAUCACCGGAGAACCCCCAUGGUCUGCGCCGACCUGUCAGUGCCACCAGCGCAGAGCCAAAGCAACACGCACCCACUCCCCGGCCCCUCAUGCACUCCCAGAGCGUAGGCCUCCGCUUCUCCCCCUCCAACACCAGCCUGGGUGGGGUCUCCGCAGCUAAUCUAGCCCCAGGCUUCCGGGGCUCCACCUCGGCCCAGCAGAUGGAAAUCCCUCUACAGCUGUCAUACGAGGAUGGUAGUGUUUACUGCGACGACCUAUCACCUGUGUCUCCACCGCAGGGCAGCGACAUGAGGGUGGUGGGAGGGACAUACCCAGACAAGGCACUCCGCUCCAGAAACACACCUUUCAUGGGCGUUGUCGACAAGACAGCGCGGACUCACCAGUACCUGCCACAGCCACCGCAACCGCAGACAAUAGGGCGCUCCUGGGCCAUCUCUUCCCUGGACACGGUGGUGACCAGCCCCGCCAGGUCUCCAGGGAACAUGGGCCCUCAGCAUGGCUACAGCCAACAGCCCAGCCUGGGACACAUCGCCUACUACAACCGCACCAACAAUGCCCACAAUGGACACCUCCUGGACGAUGACUACUACCAGCCGCCAGCUAACGGCUCGCGGGACGGCAUGGGCCGCGUGAGCCAGGCGCCCACCUACCCAGACGUCAAGGUGGCCCGGACGCUGCCUGUGGCCCAGGCCUACCAGGACAGCGAGUACAUGCAGCACUCCAGGGACAGGCAGGGCCCCACAUCCCCUAUCAAACCAAAGAGACCUUUCGUGGAGUCAAACGUGUAGGGAGGGACUGAGGGAGAGGAGGACUGAUAAGCCUGCAGACAUUUUGAUUUGGAAUGACUUAGAGACAACCCCAAGGGUAUGUGAUGAGACUGGGAAGGAAACACUACUGCAGACAAACACACAUAUAAACUCUCCUCCCAUGCAUCUUCUUUGCCUCUGUCCUACACAGCCAUUUGCUAUGGAUGAAUACAAGAAAACAUAAAACUGCAGUUUGCCAGGUGAAUCCAACACCUCCAGUACUCCAGAAUAUUUUGGCCUAGUUUGUAUAGUUAAAGUGGAGGGGGCAGGGAUGAUCCACAACUUUAGGAACUUUAGUCUGUUGGAAGAGUCAGUAGGAGGACUAAUGCCACACAUGCACACCCUGACCUGGAAACCUCCAGAUCUCAAGCAGGGGAGACUGCUGCCUGCCGUUUUCUCCCUGCCCCUGAAUGCCUGUCCUGGGAUGGUCAGCGCCAAGCCAUGGGCACUUCUCUGUUGAGAAUCCAAACUCUCAAUGCCUUCUUUAGAACGACUCAAUAGAAGGCCGCCCUUAACUGAGAUGACCAGGUCCUCUGCUGUAAAUAUGACUGAAAAGAGUCAACAUACCUGUACAUAGGAAAAGCAGAAAAAAGUAAUAUUUAUCAUUUAAGUUAUGUUUGUAAAAUACAUUAUAUAUAUUAUUUCCAUUGGAUUGUUGUUUUUUUGCUUUUGUGUUGUUUUUUUUGCUCAAGAAGUGACAUGCAGCAGGCUUUGUGAAGCUUUUGGGAAACGGGCAUUUCUUAUUUUCCAAUAACUUGAAUGUUUCCCUUUACAGUUGAAUUAUCUCUACCAAUCAAAGCUGCAGUUAUUCAAACAUAACACUGCACUACACACAGUUUUGGCCACUAAAGGGUCAAAGAUGUUGGCAACAUGCACACAUGACUUCAAAUGACCCAAGUGGUCAUUGAAGGACUAUUUUUAUCCAUCCACCAAAUGCUUUCCAUAAAACAAUGGAAUUUAGGUGGUCAAAUGUAGUGUCUUCAAUAUAGAACAUAAAUGGUUCCAAAGCUAAUAUUUAGGUUAAGGAUGUAAACUGCAUUAACAAUUGUUGUGUAGACAGCCUAUAUAUUUAGAAACGUACAAAACCAUCCAAUGUCUACAUUUUGGUUACACUUUCUUUUACAGUGCAUUUUCAUGAAACUAGAUGUUAAAAAAAUACACUGAAGAAAGUGGUGUCAAGACAAGGCUACAUGACAUGGUUGAACUAGAUUAUGAUCUAUCUAUACAAGGUUGUCAAUUGUGAUGGAUUUCAUACCUUUGAUUUGAUACAAGUCAAUGCAACACAAUUACAGUGCAGUUUACCCACCAGUUUGGUGAUACCCUUUACCCCCUACUGGCACUUAGUAUGAACAACAAUCAGCUGAAAACGGAUACUUGUCUUACAAGAACAAAUUAACCACUUAUCUGUGAAGUUUACAUUUUUAUUUACUGUAGUCUUAAUUCUUGUAUUUUUUACUCAGUCAUUUGUUGCUUAAAAAUUUCAAAAAUUUCAAACUGUUUUUUAAAUUAUUAUUUACUUUGUAUUGGUGUGCUUGAUUAUGUUUGGAGGGGUUUGUUUGGUAAUAGGUGGAGCCUCUCCGAUCUGAUUGGUUCAUAAACACUCCAACCAGGACAUUGAAGGAAAUGAAUGAACCAGUUGAUUGAUAUUGACAAGAGAUGCAUCCAAAAGGUUAACCCUACGUCUGAGACUGUUGCCUGAUUUGGAGGGAUUUAUCCCUACAGUCAAUACCCUCUCCUGUCCGGAUUAACUCCCAAGAAAACUUUGUUUUGAUAGUUCCAGUGUAAAUAACUGUACAUGCUGAGCUGCAUAGAAGUGCAUGUUUGUUCUCUGCUUACUCCCAUGCUGAUAUAAACAGGUAAUAUGUAUUUGUAACAUGUUUGUAUAGCAGUUUAUCAAUAUUGAUUCUUACAAAUCAAUAUUUGGAGGGGGAAGCGGGGGAACUGAUGGAACAGCCAUCUUUUUUUAUCUUGGAAGGAGAAGGCAAAUAUUUUUCCCUUUUACUGUUUUUUUGGGGCUUGCUGAGCAGAGUUCUCUGUAAAUUGUCUGUAUAUGUGAGUUGUGGCGUUUUGAAACGAGAAGGUAAUAAGAAACAUGAAUGCGUUUUUAACUCAGUUAAGCGAUUGUAAAAUGUACAAUCAACUGUAUGUAUGAGGAAAUGUACUUAUUUAAAAAUAGUUACCACUUCAAAGAAAA